Messenger RNA from Nomia melanderi (Alkali bee), 2033 nucleotides. RefSeq names its product glucose dehydrogenase [FAD, quinone]. Gene Ontology annotation, molecular function: oxidoreductase activity, acting on CH-OH group of donors; flavin adenine dinucleotide binding. The record is from RefSeq and is a predicted model, not a curated record. NCBI's taxonomy places the organism in Eukaryota, Metazoa, Arthropoda, Insecta, Hymenoptera, Halictidae.
UAGAUAGCGAAAGACAAUUUGUACGUACUGGAAAUUAUACGCUUAUCGUCUCCGGGCUUGUCCUCGUGCGAGAAUUUGCGAGUAUAAAAACGCAGCGUUAACCACGAGUAAGCAGUCAGUCGAGGUGUCGUGCAGUGUUGACAAUUCUCGAGCAGUAUGACGAGCUCCAUUCUCGACGCUUCGCUUCCUGCGCCGCAGUGCAGUCAUCCCUUCGUGGGUGGACCUCAGCUGACGGACGUUUGCGCAGCUGGUAAUGUCUCCUUGUUUCUGACGACGCUGAACGCUCUGCUCAUCGCUAACCCGAAGAUCGGAGAUUCUUGCGGUCGCAUCGAGCCGAUAGCACGGCCAGCUCCAGUCUACGACUUCAUUAUCGUCGGCGCCGGAGCUGCUGGUCCUGUAGUUGCCUCGAGAUUGAGCGAAGUAGAGAAAUGGUCUGUUCUCCUGAUCGAGGCGGGACCGGACGAGCCGGCGGGAUCUGAAGUACCCAGCCAUCUCCAACUCUAUCUCGGUGGUCCGCUAGAUUGGCAGUACCAGACCACGAACGAGUCGUACGCCUGUCUGAAUACAAAGGGCAGCUGUUAUUGGCCGCGUGGUAAGAAUCUUGGCGGGAACACCGUUCACCACGGUAUGGCCUACCACCGUGGACACGCGAAAGACUUCAAGAGAUGGGUGGACCAAGGCUGCGAUGGAUGGUCCUGGGAUGAUGUUCUGCCGUACUACAAGAAGUCGGAGGACAACAGGGAAAUCGGUAGAGUCAGCGCGAAGUACCACGGUACAGGCGGAUUGAUGACUGUCGAAAGGUUCCCCUGGCAACCGGAAUUCGCGAGCGCUGUCAUGAAGGCUGCGGAAGAAACUGGAUUCGGCACUACCGAAGACAUGACUGGCGAUAAAAUCACCGGCUUCACGGUAGCUCAGACCAUCAGCAGAGACGGCGUGAGAUUGAGCAGCACCAAGGCGUUCGUGACGCCGUUCAGGCAUCGCAAGAACCUUUCAGUGAUGACUAACGCAUUGGUUACAAAGAUUAGAACGGUUGGCAAGAGGGCAGUCGGUGUUGACGUAGAAGCGCACGGACGCAAAUACUAUAUCAAAGCGAAACGCGAGAUAAUCGUGUCGGGAGGUGCCGUGAACUCGCCGCAGCUGUUGCUCCUGUCGGGAAUCGGGCCCAAGGAACACCUGAAGUCCGUCAAAAUCCCUGUCGUCCACGACCUGCCGGGCGUCGGCGAGAAUCUUCACAACCAUCAGUCGUUCGGUUUGGACUUCACCCUGGGCGAGCACCUGUUCAACGAGCUGAACUUGGACAGCGCGGAACAGUAUCUGUACAAUCAAACCGGACCGAUGUCGGGCACGGGCAUGGCUCAAGUGACGGGGAUCUUGACGUCCAACAUGACGACUCCGGACGAUCCGGACAUUCAAAUAUUCUUUGCAGGCUUCCAGGCUGUAUGCCAGAGCAAAUUGAAGAUCGCGGAUCUGCCGACCGGCGGUUCUAGGAUGCCUGUCAGAUUCACCUCCGUGAACAUACAACCAACCAGCAGCGGACGCUUGACGCUUCGCGACAAGGACCCGCACAGCCAUCCGAUUAUCUGGAGCAACGACUUGGGCACCGAACACGACAGGCUGGUCGUGCUUAACGGUGUUCAACACAUUCUGAAACUCGCUAACACGACCGUGAUGAAGGAGCUCGAUCUGCAAAGACUCAACGAAACCGUCCCGGAAUGCGAGAAGUUCGGAUUCGAAACCGACCAGUACUGGCUGUGCGCCAUCACUUACAACACGAGACCGGAGAACCACCAGAGCGGUUCAUGCAAAAUGGGGCCCGCCAGUGAUCCGUUGGCGGUGGUCAGCCCACGAUUGAAAGUGCACGGAAUGAAGGGACUGAGAGUGGCCGAUGCUUCCAUCAUGCCGAGGGUGGUAUCCGGUAACCCGGUGGCAGCGAUAAACAUGAUUGGAGAAAGGGCUGCCGACUUUAUCAAGCAAGACUACGGACUGUAAUCAACGACGGGGAGAAGACAUCGCUCAUCCAUGAUGGGAACGAA